This is a messenger RNA of Vicia faba (fava bean), 402 nucleotides long. Lineage: Eukaryota; Viridiplantae; Streptophyta; Magnoliopsida; Fabales; Fabaceae. The record is from the annotation of a GenBank genome assembly.
AUGCAUAUGAAAUCAUCAAAUCCUCUUGUUGUAGUUGGUGGAAAUGAUCUCAGGACUCUUUACACUCUGGUGAUGGUGAACCCCGAUUCACCAAACCCUUGUCAUCCUCAUAUGAGAGAAUACCUUAACUGGAUGGUAACUAAUAUUCCAGCUACUACAGGGACAACAUUUGGACAAGAGAUAGUGAGCUAUGAAAGUCCAAGACCAACAUCAGGAGUUCAUCGUAUGAUAUUUGUGCUAUUUCAACAACAAUGUAGACGCACUAUAUUACCACCUGGAUGGCUACAGAAUUUCAUUACUAGAGAUUUUGCAGAAAUUUAUAAUCUUGGAUCACCUGUUUCUGCUAUCUAUUUCAACUGUCAAAGAGAAAAUGGAUGUGGUGGAAGGAGGAUGAUCAAAUAA